UCCCAGUACCUGUGCCAGAUGAAUGAGUUUUUUCUUGCACACGCUGGGGAAUUGCUAUGGUGUCUCCUGUGAACUGGCGUCAAGCACCACUAACAGGUGCUGUGGGGGUGGAGCAGGAGGCUGGCCCUUCACUUCCGGUUCUGGGCAGCUUCUGAAGGGAGAGGACACCGCGGGGGAGGGCCUUGGCUUUAUUCCUGCGAUUUGCGGCUUGCACCAUGGCUGGAGCACCUGGCGUCUCGUUCCCUGAACUCUGUUCACUCCUAGCGUCCGGCCGGGCCCAGCUCUUCGAUGUGCGAUCUCGGGAGGAAGCAGCAGCUGGGACCAUCCCAGGGGCAAUCAACAUCCCGGUGUCAGAGUUGGAAAGUGCCUUGCAGAUGGAGCCAGCUGCUUUCCAGGCUCUGUAUUCAGCUCAGAAGCCAAAGCUGCAAGAUGAAAAUCUCAUUUUCUUCUGUCAGAUGGGCAGGCGGGGCUCCCUGGCCACACAGCUGGCCCAGAAGCUUGGAUACAUAGGGGCACGAAACUACGCUGGGGCCUAUAGAGAAUGGUUGGAGAAACAGGGUUAGGGAGCAGGUGGCGAGUGAUGCUGUGGAUGCCCCAACUGAGGAGGAUGAAGGGGCUGACCUGCUGGGGCUGGGGCAGCAUUCCAGUGCACAUGAAAAUAUCCAAUAAAGAGCAUUUCCUCAAGGCAUUCAAAGCAUUCAUUUGUCAGGUGGACCAGAGACCGCUCCAGUCAUCAUCACGUGUUUGAUUUAGACUUCCUGGAUCAUUUAUCUGUUCAGCAUCCUUAAACUCUACACCCCCAAGCCCCAAAUUCUGUUUGAGAGAAACUACAGGUUUCUUUUUAGAGGCCCAGGAUGCACAUCAGACUCUAGCAGCUCAAGGGGAGGAAAAAAAAAGUUUGACUUAUUCCACAUUGAGAAUCUGGGGCUUGGAGCUUUGGUGAGCUGUCAGGUGCUUCUGAUAUCCAAUCAGCAACAAGUUCCACUGUUUCACCACCCCACGGUUCUGAUUGGCUGUACCACACCCCUGCCUUUUGUUUAUGUACUGUUUGACAGAAUAUUUGAAGCGGGUUAUAUGUCCUUUAAACUUAAAAAAAAAAUAUGUAUUUGAAAGGCACAGAGAUAG
Ochotona curzoniae (black-lipped pika) is the source of this 1125-nucleotide messenger RNA. It is a transcript of the gene TSTD1, whose product is annotated as thiosulfate sulfurtransferase like domain containing 1. Gene Ontology annotation, cellular component: cytoplasm. NCBI's taxonomy places the organism in Eukaryota, Metazoa, Chordata, Mammalia, Lagomorpha, Ochotonidae. Bases 216 to 563 code for a protein of 115 amino acids. The transcript has 4 exons. The record is from RefSeq and is a predicted model, not a curated record. Gene Ontology annotation, molecular function: thiosulfate-thiol sulfurtransferase activity.